Molecule: messenger RNA, 1595 nt
Organism: Ananas comosus (pineapple)
Lineage: Eukaryota; Viridiplantae; Streptophyta; Magnoliopsida; Poales; Bromeliaceae
Product: putative pentatricopeptide repeat-containing protein At1g10330
Exons: 2
Coding region: 108-1439 (443 amino acids)
Biological process (GO): RNA modification
Molecular function (GO): protein binding; RNA binding
Source: RefSeq, a predicted model, not a curated record
CCAACGCCACGGAAUGGUGUGGGUACUCCGCGGUUCUCGAUCAGAGUUGUAUUCCGAAACGUGGUAUCUAUACUCUAUAGACGAGCUGCUCUUCGGUCUCAUUCCGUAUGCAAUGCCUCGAGUGGCUUCUCAAGAAGCACUUGUUUCAUGCUUCCAAACUCCACCAAAUCCACACCCUUCUCAUCACCUCCGGCUUCUUGGCAUUUCCCCUCUUAUCGCAGUCCCAAUCCAGAUGUGGCGGAACCACCACCAACACCACCACCACCACCACCACCACCACCUUCGUCUACAACUGCUUGCUACGAGCCUACCUCCGCAACGGCCAAUCCUCCAGCGCCGCCCUCCACCUGUUCGUCCAAAUGCUCGCACAUGGUCAUCAACCGAACCACCACACUUUCCCUUCCCUCAUCAAGUUCUCCUCCUCCUCCCCCUCCCCCUCAUACGCUGGCUGCGCGCUACACGCUCAGUGCCUCCGCCGCGGCCUAUUGGCUGACAACUUCAUAAGCUGCUCCCUCGUCAAAUACUAUGCCCAAUUGGGCCAUCUUAACGAAGCCCGGAAGUCGUUCGAUGAAAUGCCCCACCCGGAUAUGGCAUGUCAUAAUGCGAUGCUCGAUGCGUUUUGCGCUAACGGCGACAUCAUAUCAGCACGCCGGCUCUUUGAAAGCAUGAGUACUAGGGAUGUCAUUUCUUGGACGAUCAUCAUAAAUGGGCAUUCGAGAAAUAGGUGCUUCCGAGAAGCGAUCGGGUUGUUCAGGAGAUUAAUGCGUGAGAGUCGGCGAUCAGAUAUUGUCACUGCAGUGACACCCAACGAAGCUACGUUGGUUAGCGUCCUCUCAGCAUGUGCUAAUUUACACGGGCCUGAAGGCUUAGCUAUUGGGAUCGAGAUUCACGGCGGCAUCAUUCGACGCGAAGCACAACUUACGGCGUUCUUGGGUACAGCCCUGAUUGACAUGCUGGGAGCUGAAGGGCAGCCGCCUAACCAUAUAACGUUCAUCGCCGUGCUGACAGCAUGUGCUCGGGCGGGGCUGGUGGAGACGGGGUUGAGAUUGUUCGAGAUGAUGGUCAGCAAACAUGGGGUGACCCCACUGAUGGAGCAUUACGGGUGCGUCGUCGACCUUUUAAGCAGGAACGGUCUCCUUAACCAGGCCGUUGAGUUCAUCAAGCGGAUGCCUAUGGCCGCGGAUGCUUCGGUGUGGGGUGCACUCCAAGGGGCCUGCAAGCUGUAUGGUGAUGUGGAGCUCGGGGCCAAGGUGGGACGGAGAUUGAUGGCGCUGCAGCCUGAGAAUGCUGGCCGCUAUAUGAUUCUCAGGAAUAUAUAUGCAGGGGAAGGGAGAUGGAAUCAUGCGGCAGAACUUAGAGAGAUUAUGGAGCAGGCGGGGGUAAAGAAGAUGGUAGGCCAAAGUUGUGUGGGAUCUCCUGCUGAUUCUGCUGUUGUCUGAAUUGCUUACGUAGAUUUCGAUGGAGGGAGUAAAAUGAGCAAAACGAGAUGGCAGAAGUUGAUAUUUACUACAAAGCUCUUUUGAACUUUAGAACUUUCCUAAAUAGCUGCAUAAACUUUUAAUUUUGAAAUUAAAUGCUUAUACUUUAUCAAACAA